AGUGUAGAGGCUGAGAGAUUUAAGGACUUUUGAUAAUGGCGAGUAAACAUUUCUUCAAGCCUCUUCUUCCCGGAUUCUACAGCCACUUGACGAUUCCUAUAGCUUUCCUCUUGAAUAUAAAAGGAAGAAAUGAGCAGAAGACUGUGGAGCUGAGGUCAGACGCGUCAAAGAUAACUUGGAAAGUAAAGAUAGAUGGGGAGAGACUCACUGACGGUUGGAAAGAGUUUGCAGUGGCACAUGAUCUUCGAAUCGGUGACAUUGUUGUGUUCAGACAAGAGAGAGACAUGGCUUUCCAUGUUACAUUGUUGGGACCUAGUUGUUGUGAAAUUCAAUAUGUGUCUUGCCUAGAAGACCAUAACAACCUCAGGAUGAUUCAAAGGAAGAAGAGAGUAAGGAAGAAUCCAAGAAGAGAAGCAGAGUCUUCAUCACUAGAUCCCUCUUGUUUCGUGGCUAAUAUCACACCUUCGACCCUCCUUUAUGACAGACUGCAUUUUCCAAGAAGUUUUGCAAGAGAAAAUGGUCUGGACACAAGAUGUGGAGAGAUUGUUCUGAUGAAUGAAAAGGGCAGAUCAUGGACUGUAGAUUUGAGAGGAAAGAGUUCAUGCGGAAGUGCUUACAUCAAACGAGGAUGGAGAAGUUUCUGCCAUGCUAAUGGACUAAGUGCAGGAAGUUUCUUUACUUUCAGACUGAUCCAAAGAGGAAGAACUCUGGUUCUACGUUUGUUCCCCAAAGAGACGGAAGAAGAAGAAGUAGAAGUAGUGUGUCUUUCCACAGAAGAGGAAAGUGAUAAAGAGAGAAGCCAAGAUGACUCACAAGAAUGUUCAAAAAGAAAGGAAAAGAAGAUAUCGAAAGCUUCAUCUUCGGGAUCCCAAAACCGAUUUGUGACACUAACUCUUACACGUUACAACGUCAGCUUAUCUAGACUGACUCUUCCAAUACCUUUCACAAAGGCGAGCGGCAUAAGAUUGGCAAAGGAGAUGAGUUUCUUGGAUAAACACGGAGUAAAAUGGUCUACGAGACUGAGGUUUGAGAAGGAAAGAAAGAGAAUGAGAUUAGUAGGAGGUUGGAAAGAGUUUUGCAAUGCUAACCAUGUGAAGAUAGGAGAAUCGGUCUUGUUGGAGCUAAUUUGGGAAAAACACAAAUCCUCUGUUCUUAAGUUCUGCUCCAAAGUGAUGCCAUAGACCAAGUGAAAAUGUUUCUUUAAGGUUAUUGAAUUGCAUGAAUCAAUGUUUAAAGCUUUUGUGUUUGAUAUCUCAGUCGUACUAGACGCUAGAUGCUUGCUUUAUCUGUAUGGUUAUGGUGUUGUGUAAUAAUAAUAUAUC
Messenger RNA from Capsella rubella, 1322 nucleotides. RefSeq names its product B3 domain-containing protein REM14. The transcript is spliced from 5 exons. Gene Ontology annotation, molecular function: DNA binding. The coding region runs from base 36 to 1181 and encodes 381 amino acids. NCBI's taxonomy places the organism in Eukaryota, Viridiplantae, Streptophyta, Magnoliopsida, Brassicales, Brassicaceae. The record is from RefSeq and is a predicted model, not a curated record.